This is a messenger RNA of Theobroma cacao (cacao), 1806 nucleotides long. RefSeq names its product UPF0481 protein At3g47200-like. The record is from RefSeq and is a predicted model, not a curated record. Lineage: Eukaryota; Viridiplantae; Streptophyta; Magnoliopsida; Malvales; Malvaceae.
UCCAUAGUGAAACGAUGGAGCAGAAGGAAUACAAUGGAAACCAUUCUUCUCCAAAUCCAGCAGAAGAGGAGGGAGAUCAUACUUUGCAUCAAUCUGUGAUACCAAAAUCUCCGAGUUCUGCCUCUCUAGGGCUUGACGAAGAGGCCUAUCUUUCGAAAGUGCCUCAUCAACUAAGGCAGGUAAAUGAAAGUGCCUAUGAACCACAACUAAUUUCAAUUGGUCCUUAUCACCAUGGUAAGCAGCACUUGAUUGAGAUGGAAGUCUACAAAAAACGUUGUUUACAAAGGAUUCUUGAGAGAAACGAUGAGCAAAACGACCAUAGAUUUCGGGACGCCAUCGACUUUGUACGAGCUCGCAAAUGGUAUUCCCCAUCCUUACCGAAAGAUAUUGAAGCUAAAUUUGAUGCAAUAAUGCUAGAUGAUGGUUGCUUUAUUGUUGAGCUAUUGAGGCAGAUGGAAACAGGUGAAUAUGAUGAUCCUAUUUUCCAAAAAAAGUGGGUCCAAAAUGCCUUGCUUGGUGACUUGUUGCUAUUCGAAAAUCAACUUCCUUUCUUUGUGUUAGUGGGCUUGUAUCACGUGAUCAAGGAUCCAACAGAUGGAAAAGAUUUCGCUUGCCAGGCUUUUUCUGUUCUUUCUGAUUUCUUGCCAGGCCCAGAGACAUGGAAAGAAAAUCCUCCUACCAUCAACGAUACCGACAAUAUCAAGGACCUACUCAGCUUACUACAUGAUAAUUGGUGUCCUUCUCCUCAAGGAAUAAGGCGCCAUCAGGAUUACUAUAGAACAAAAGAUGAAAAAGCAAAGGCAGGAGAAGAAGCAAGAAAAAAAGGUGGCCUAGAAAAAAAAUGGAAAUUCACACUCUGUGCCGUAGAAAAGCCAAAAGAAAAAAAAUUCCAAGGCGACGUAGAGAGCGGUGUGACUAUCACAUGCUGUGCAAGAGAAAAGGAAAAUUUAAGAAAAGGCCUAUUGGAAUGGCAAUCCUUACGUUGUGCAACAGAGCUGAAAGAAGCAGGAAUCCAAUUCAUAAAUAGUACCGAAGAGAGCGGUGUGAACAGUUUGUUUGAUAUAAGCUUUAGAGACGCGACAAUGAAGAUUCCAACCUUUGUGGUUGACGACGAUACCGAGCGUCUCUUUCGUAACCUCAUUGCCUAUGAACUAUAUGAGGAAGGUUCAACUUAUGUCAUUGAUUAUGUCACGUUGAUGGAUAACCUUAUCAACUCAAGCAAGGAUGUGCAAUUGCUUCGUUUCAGUGAUAUCAUCGAAAAUAUGUUGGGUGAUGAUGAAGCUGUUGCUAAAAUGCUUAACAAACUUCGUGAUCAUGUUAUCUUAUGCGGUGAUACCUUUUAUUAUGAGGAGAUAUUUGUUGACGUGAAGAGGCAUUGCGCAAGACGUUGGAACACAUGGAAGGCGAAAUUAAGGCAUGAUUAUUUUCACAGUCCCUGGGCACUCAUCUCCUUUAUUGCUGCUCUUCUCGUUAUCCUUCUUACCAUCGGACAGUUUGUAACUGCACUCAUUCCUCUUGUAAAAUAAUGGAUUGGAGGCAGGCUUUAGGCUUGGUGGUUGUAAAAUAUGGUAAACUAAAGCUCAUGCGCUUCUUGCCUUUUAGUUGUUCUUGUUUUUGUCUCCUUAUGUUUUUCUCAUUGUUGUUAAGUUUAGCUAUUUGGGUUAGUUACUUUGAGUUUUUCCCUUUGAGUUUGUCUCAGUUGUAUUGUUCUCGUUAUGUUUAUGGCGAUAUCUCCACUCUAUUUAGGGUUACAUCUACUUUGUACUUUCUUCAUAUAUUCAAUAAAGUCUUUUAUUUGCCGAGCGA